Molecule: messenger RNA, 1278 nt
Organism: Rhinolophus ferrumequinum (greater horseshoe bat)
Lineage: Eukaryota; Metazoa; Chordata; Mammalia; Chiroptera; Rhinolophidae
Exons: 2
Coding region: 142-1221 (359 amino acids)
Molecular function (GO): nucleic acid binding
Source: RefSeq, a predicted model, not a curated record
GGCCUCUGGUUUCUCUCGCAAGCCUGAGAAUGAAGAUUCUUCCUUUGUAUUCCUGGUGUUGUACAUACCCUGAAAACGGAUACAACAUCACCUCCUGAAUCAAGGUCCGGAAGUCCACUGCCAACUCGUUUGCAGCGGCGAAUGCAAAUCACAUCGUCAGAAUCAUUAAGGUCCAGGUCAAGAAACCCCAUUGUUCGACAUAAUAAUCCACCUAGAUACAAUCGUAUCAGUCAUGAUAAAAUUAGCGUUUUAAUAAAAUGUUAUAAAGAUGGUAGAACGGUGAAUGAGUCAGCCGAAAUAUCUGGGAUUAAUAGAAAUACGGCAAAGUCCAUUAUUAAGCAAUAUAACAAAAAUGGUGGUGUAUUGCUAGAAAAAAAACGCGGUGGUAAAAGGACUAUGAAAUUAAAUGCAUCGCUGGUAAACAAUAUUGAGCAAAUAAUUGAGGAAAAUCCGUGCAUAACUUUAAAGGGAAUUCGUGAUAAGAUCCUCGAAUCUGAACAUGUGGAAUUAAGCAUAAGUUCCAUUAGGAAUGGACUGAAACAAUUACGGAUCACAUUAAAGUGUGCAUCACUACAAGCUGAUGAACAUCGAAACUCAGAGAGAACAAUUGAGAUGCGCAAACUGUACGCAUUGAAUUUUUCUCAAUAUGCCCCUAAAGCAAGACAAAAUAUAAUAUUCAUUGAUGAAUCGGGAUUUAAUUGUCAUCUUCGAGGAACGAAGACACGAUCAAAAGUUAAUACACCAGCUUGUGUGACCAUGCCAAUGGUUAGAGAACGAUAUGUUUCUCUAAUUGUAGCAAUAAACAUUCAGGGAAUAGUGUGGCAUGAAGUAAUUGCACAUUCUACGGUUACUUCAAAUAUUUUUUGUGAAUUUCUUCAAAGAUUAUUGCAGAAAUUGGAUGAAGAUAAUCUGGAGGAAGUGAGGUUUAUCUUGGACAAUGUAAGCCUCCACAAAACCCAGGAAAUAUGUGAUCUUGUUGGUCAGACAAGACAUACUUUAUUAUUUCUACCACCAUAUUCUCCAAUGAUGAACCCCACUGAAGAAGUUUUUUCAAAAAUUAAGUUCUGCGCGAGAAAUAUUUUGGCUGAUCCGUCAAACCAUGAACAUUUAGUAGAUGUUAUUAAUCAUUCCGUUGCAACUAUUACUCCUACAGAUUGUCAUACAUAUUUUAUGAAUAUGUAUAUGAAAUUACCACGAGCAGUGGCAGGAGAACCAUUAUAAAUGAAGCUAUAAGGAAAUAAGUAUUUCUGAUGUUAAAUAAGUAUUUUAUGUUUAUUA